Messenger RNA from Anthonomus grandis grandis, 788 nucleotides. RefSeq names its product cytochrome b-c1 complex subunit Rieske, mitochondrial-like. Bases 70 to 738 code for a protein of 222 amino acids. Gene Ontology annotation, molecular function: 2 iron, 2 sulfur cluster binding; quinol-cytochrome-c reductase activity. NCBI's taxonomy places the organism in Eukaryota, Metazoa, Arthropoda, Insecta, Coleoptera, Curculionidae. The transcript has 4 exons. Gene Ontology annotation, cellular component: membrane. Gene Ontology annotation, biological process: mitochondrial electron transport, ubiquinol to cytochrome c. The record is from RefSeq and is a predicted model, not a curated record.
AACAUGUCAAAUCAGAAAUCAAUUAAACUGUCAGAAAUAAAUACUUUUAAGUGUUUUAUAACUUGAAGUAUGUCCUACAUGAAUAGACCUCUUAAUAAGAUCAAUAAAAGUAAUAGUCUGAGGUGUUUAAAAUACGUGCUCACCCGUCAAUCCCAUACGGAUAUAAUUGUGCCGGAUUUUACGAAAGACAUGAGAAACGAAGCCGCUCAACCAAACGUCCCGACAUCCCAAAAUGAGGUUCCUAGAAAAUUGGCCGCUUAUAUGGCGUCCGGGAUAUUGCUCACUAGUGGAAUGUAUGCGGCUAAAGCUGAGGUAUUUAGAUACGUAAACUAUAUGGCCGCCUCGGCGGACGUCUUGGCCCUGGCACAGAUCGAAAUAAAUCUGGCCGAUAUUCCGGAAGAUAAAAACGUCACCUUUAAAUGGAGAGGAAAGCCCUUGUUUGUCUGGCAUCGACCAGAAGCAGCCGUUAAAGCGGUUCGCAGUGUUCCUUUGAAUAUCCUCAGAGAUCCAGAGCGCGAUGAAGAUCGCGUUAAAGAUCCCAACUUUCUCGUUGUGUUAGGAGUGUGUACACAUUUAGGUUGUGUGCCAAUAUCACACCAAGGAGACUAUGGAGGAUAUUAUUGCCCCUGUCACGGCUCCCACUUUGACAUAUCUGGUAGGGCCAGACAAGGGCCAGCGCCCUCCAAUCUUGCUGUCCCAAAGUAUACUAUCACCGGAAAUACUAUGCUUGUUGGAUAAUUUUUUUUUAGUAUUUCAUAUUAAAUAAAUCAAAUAAUAAUCUAAGCGAA